Messenger RNA from Nerophis ophidion (straightnose pipefish), 8775 nucleotides. RefSeq names its product netrin 1a (gene ntn1a). The transcript is spliced from 6 exons. Gene Ontology annotation, molecular function: protein binding. Bases 38 to 1879 code for a protein of 613 amino acids. The record is from RefSeq and is a predicted model, not a curated record. NCBI's taxonomy places the organism in Eukaryota, Metazoa, Chordata, Actinopteri, Syngnathiformes, Syngnathidae.
CUACGGCGGACACUUUUUGGACCGACGCGUACCGAACAUGUUCCGGGCUCUGAACGCUGCGCUCACGGUGCUUCUGGCCGCCUCGCUGUCGCGGCGGAGCACGGCGGGAGGCUACGGUGGUGGUGGCGGCGGCGGCGGUGUGGCUCUUUUCGCCGCCCAGACCUCACCCCCGGACCCCUGCUACGACGAGCACGGCCACCCGCGCCGAUGCAUCCCGGACUUCGUCAACUCGGCCUUCGGCCAGGAGGUGAGGGUGUCCAGCACCUGCGGGCGGACCCCCGGCCGCUACUGCGUGCUGAGCUCGGCGGACAAAGUGGACGAGCGGACGCGGAACUGUCACACCUGCGACGCGGCCGACCCCAAAAGGUCGCACCCUCCGGCGUACCUCACCGACCUCAACAACCCGCACAACCUAACGUGCUGGCGCUCGGAGAACUUUAUCCAGUCCCCGCAGAACGUCACCCUGACUCUGUCCCUGGGCAAGAAGUUCGAGGUGACCUACGUCAGCCUCCAGUUCUGCUCGCCCAGACCGGAAUCCAUGGUCAUCUUCAAAUCCAUGGACUACGGCAAGACGUGGGUGCCCUUCCAGUUCUACUCGACCCAGUGCCGGAAGAUGUACAACAAGCCCAACCGGGCCGCCAUCACCAAGCAGAACGAGCAGGAGGCCAUCUGCACGGACUCGCACACCGACAUGUUCCCGCUGAGCGGCGGCCUGAUCGCCUUCAGCACGCUGGACGCGCGACCCUCCGCGCACGACUUCGACAACUCCCCGGUGCUGCAGGACUGGGUGACGGCCACCGAUAUCCGGGUGACGUUCGGGCGGCUGCACACGUUCGGCGACGAGAACGAGGACGACUCGGAGCUGGCCCGGGACUCCUACUUUUACGCCGUGUCCGACCUGCAGGUGGGCGGCCGCUGCAAGUGCAACGGACACGCGUCGCGCUGCGUCAAGGACCGCGACGGGGAGCUGGUGUGCGAGUGCAAGCACAACACGGCCGGGCCGGAGUGUGACAGGUGCAAGCCCUUCCACUAUGACCGGCCGUGGCAGAGAGCCACUGCCCGGGAGGCCAACGAGUGUGUGGCCUGCAACUGCAACCUGCACGCCCGCCGCUGCCGCUUCAACAUGGAGCUGUACAAGCUGUCGGGGAGGAAGAGCGGCGGCGUCUGCCUCAACUGCCGCCACAACACGGCCGGCCGCCAUUGUCACUACUGCAAAGAGGGCUACUACCGAGACCUGUCCAAGGCCAUCACGCACAGGAAGGCCUGCAAGGCAUGUGAUUGCCAUCCCGUGGGUGCCGCCGGCAAAACCUGUAACCAAACCACAGGACAAUGUCCCUGUAAAGACGGUGUGACGGGUAUCACGUGCAACCGCUGCGCUAAAGGCUACCAGCAGAGCCGCUCACCCAUUGCUCCCUGCAUAAAGAUUCCUGUUACACCGCCUACGCCUGCAGUCAGCAGUACAGAAGAGCCCUCGGACUGCGACUCGUACUGCAAGGCCUCCAAAGGCAAACUGAAAAUCAACAUGAAGAAAUAUUGCAAGAAGGAUUACGCCGUCCAGGUGCACUUUCUGAAGGCGGAGAGGGCGGGCGAGUGGUGGAAGUUCACCGUCAACAUCAUCUCCGUCUACAAGCAGGGCGAGAGCCGCAUCCGCCGCGGGGACCAGUUCCUGUGGGUGCGUGCCAAGGACGUGGCCUGCAAGUGUCCCAAGAUCAAACCGGGCAAGAAGUACCUGCUGCUGGGCAACGACGAGGACUCCCCCGGUCAGGGCGGCGUGGUGGCGGACAAAGGCAGCCUGGUGAUCCAGUGGAGGGACACGUGGGCGCGCAGGCUCAGGAAGUUCCAACAGCGCGAGAAAAAGGGAAAGUGCAAGAAGCCUUAGGUGGAAACAGACGCUGCAGGGGGGCGGAAGCUGAGUGCAGCUUUUCGAAAGAACGAAACAGAGACAGAAGACUGCGGACAGAAGGGACUGUUGGUGUCGCUGCUUGUUUUCUUUGUUUUCCUUUAGUAGCAUGAAGAGAAUUAUUUAGGGAUUCUUCUCUAGUGAACUUUUGUUGAAGGAGCUCACCGCCCAGAUUUGGUUCUACCGUUUUCUUCGACGUCGCUUGUGGAUUUGCCGAAUUUGCACCAGUAUAUGUACGGUCACGAGUCUGUCUUACGCUCAGUAUACAACCAUUAUAUAUAUUUUUUUUUUCCUGGUGCGAAAAUGAAAUGUAAAAGCCACUCAAAUCCCACUCAAGUUUUGCCUUUGCAUGUUUUUUUGGGGGGGUUUUUGGACCAAUAACAUAGUACCUUGCUCGCUAACAGUAUUUUGUAUUAUUAUUUAUAGUCUCCCUUAUUAGUUGAACAAAUUUCAAAAGAUUCAGAAAUGUGUCCUCUGCAUGUGACCCAUCCCCUUGACCACCCUCUGGGAGGUGAGGGGAGCAGUGAGCAUCAGCGGUGGCCGCGCCUAGGAUUAAUUUUUGGUGAUUUAACUCCCAAUUCUAACCCUUGAUGCUGAGUGCCAAGCAGGGAGGUAAUGGCUCCCAUUUUUACAGUCUUUGGUGUGACUCGGCCGGGGUUUGAACUCACAACCUACCGAUCUCAGGCGGGACACUGAGCAGGUAGAGACAAAAAGUGGCGUCCUACCACACUGAGAAACUGUUUUCCGAUGAACACUUACGAUUUGAGGUGCCUACGCUAAACAUAUUACUUAAAGGCCUACUGAAAUGAGAUUUUCUUAUUUAAACGGGGAUAGCAGGUCCAUUCUAUGUGUCAUACUUGAUCAUUUUGCGAUAUUGCCAUAUUUUUGCUGAAAGGAUUUAGUAGAGAACAUCGACGAUAAAGUUCGCAACUUUUGGUCACUAAUAAAAAAGCCUUGCCUUUACCGGAAGUAGUAGACGAUGUGCGCGUGACGUCACAGGUUGUAGGGCUCCUCACAAUCGCACAUUGUUUAUAAUCAUAGCCUCCAGCAGCAAGAGAUAUUCGGACCGAGAAAGCGACAAUUUCCCCAUUAAUUUGAGCAAGGAUGAAAGAUUGGUAGAUGAAGAAAGUUAGAGUGAAGCACAAAAAAAAGAAAAUUAAAAAAAGGCGACGGCUCCAGGCGGCAGCAGUGAGAUCGUUUCAGAUGUAAUUAGACGAAUUUACUAAGGUAAUUCUGGAAAAUCCCUUAUCUGCUUAUUGUUUUAAUAGCAAUGAGAUUGUAUAGUCAUGCCUGAAAGUCGGAGGGCUGUGGUGAAUGCCGGUGUCUCUCAGAGAAGCCAAUGGAAGGGCCAAGAUCACAGCUGCCUUUUUGAGCUGCAGGAUGAGGUCGCAUAAUCCACUGAAGUCUCCAGUGUAGCGGUAAAGUCCUAUACUAUUACUGCUACUGGUUGCCGAAUAUAAAUGAAGCUAGUUCAGACGUGUGCAGCCGGCUAAUAAUUGAUGUCCAAAAUUGUGUCCAUGUUUAACAAAAAUAUUUAAUAUCAUAAAGUCCCAUUUAUAUAACACACUUUGUACAAAAACGGAAAAUACACAGGAGCAAACAAAUACUAGCCUGGCACAGUCAAAAACUGUUGCGCCUCGACUCAGCAACACCUGGGCAAGAUCCUGACUCCUCCCUAAAUAGACAGGCACUUGGCCUUGGAGCCAACCCCUUUAGUGACGUCAUCAAUUUGACAGAGAGAAAGUGUAUUUGGCUCUAAAACUCCGGUAAGAGCCGACUUAAUAUCACAAUUUUCCCAUCCAAAAACUUGCUGGUUGACGUAGAGAAACAUGUUCACUUGACCGCUCUGUGUUAAAGCUUCACAACAAAGAAACACCGGCUGUGUUUCGGUGCUAAAGGCAGCUGCAAUCCACCGCUUUCCACCAACAGCAUUAUUCUUUAUAGACUACAUUAUUAAUUGAAGAAAUUGCAAAAGAUUCAGCAACACAGAUGUCCAAAUUACUGUGUAAUUAUGCGAUGAAAAGAGACGACUUUUAGCCGUGUGUGGGGCUGGGCUAAUAUGUCCGCUACAACCCGAGACGUCACAAACACGCGUCAUCAUACCCGUCAUCAUUCCGCGACGUUUUCAACAAAAAACUCUGCGGGAAAUUUAAAAUUGUAAUUUAGUAAACUAAAAAGGCCGUAUUGGCAUGUGUUGCAAUGUUAAUAUUUCAUCAUUGAUAUAUAAACUAUCAGACUGCUUGGUCGGUCGUAGUGGGUUUCAGUAGGCCUUUAAAAGGUUCAAAUCAGUUUAAAUAGAACACAUUUUUCAAUUUUAUACUAGUAGUACAUAAGAUUUUGUUAAUAAUUCCUUCCAAGAGGUUUGAUACAGAACGAAUGGUACAAAAACCGUGGCAAUUUUUCCCAUAAGAAAUCAUGUAAAUCCAAUUAAUCUGUUCCCGACACUCAAGAACAUUAACAAAAAUCACACUUUUAUUGAUAAUAAUCACAAUUCUAUUUCUCACCUUCUUUAUAAAAGUACACAACUUUCUUUGGCUCCUUGGUGGCUUAUUUUGCAGUCACACUUGGUAGAAAGAGACUGAGUAGCCAACACGUGGGGUUCUUUGUUUGGGAACUUGAUUCCGUGUAGUGAUAUGUGGGCAAAUGGACUUGUUUGUUACGCGUAAUGUUUGACCGUACAAUGAACUAGAAGGACUUAGAAACCAGGAAAACAUUUGGUCGAAUCAUGCCAAAAGCAGAAUGUACGAUAACCAAAACGGUGUAAAAAAUUGGGUCAAAAUAAAGUCAUACAAAAUAUUGAGUGUAGAAUAACCGACCGGUAUACAAAAAAUAUUUUCUGUCAAAAACAAUAACCGAGGCGGUAUAUAAAAACUGUGGUAAAAAAAAAUCCUUAAAAACCGAAUCAUACAAAAAGUGGGUAUACAAGACGGUAUACAAAAACCGUGGCAAAAUUUCGUAAAAAAAAAUAUCCUGCGAAGAACGAUAACCCAGACGGUAUCUGUGGCAAAAUUUGGGUGAAAAUUUUCCUCAAAAACCAAAUCAUACAAAAAUGAAAGUUACGAUAACCAAGAUGGUACACGAAAACCGUUAAAAACUUAAAAAAAAAAAAUAAUUCAGCAAAAAACGAUAACCGAGUUGGUAUCUGUGGCAAAAUUUGGGUAAACAUUUUCCUCAAAAACCAAAUCAUACAAAAAGUGAAGCGCACGUAACCAAGACGGUAUACGAAAAUGUUCCUGAAACACAAAAUCGAUCAAAAAAAAUCUGCGCAGUACAAUAAUCAAAAAUACGAAAAUCGUGGCAAUAUUUUGGCAAAGAAUUUGUCAAUACAUUUUAGUCAAAAAACAAUAACUGAUGGAAUAUGUCGCUGCUAAAUUUUGAAAUUUACAGAAGGUGGGGACGUAUGAUAACUAAGACGGUAUACAAAAACUGUGGCAAACUUUUGUAAAAAAAAAAUAUUCUGAGGAAAAAGAUAACCGAGAUGGUUUUCUUUAAAAAACAAAUCAUACAAAAUGUGUAUGAAUGAUGUGUACAAAAAGUACAAUAACCAAGACCGUAUACGAAAACCAUGGCAAAAUCUAGGCGCAAAUUUUUCUCAAAACCAAAAUCAUAAGAAUGCGGGUCUAACGGUAACCGAGGAUGUAUACAAAAACGGUGGCAACAUUUUGGCAAAAACUUUCGUCAAAAACCUAAUCUGGCAAGGAAUGAGGCAUACGAUAACCAAGAUGAUAUAUAAAAAACGUGGCAACAUUUUGUCGCAAAUUUUCCUCAAACACGUUACUAACCAUUCAAAGAAAAUAUCUGCAGUACGAUAACCGAGACGGUAUACAAAAAUCGUGCCAAUAUUUUGUUCAAAAAUCUGUCAAUAUGUUUUCGGCAAAAAACAAUAACUGAGAUGGAAUGUGUCAUGGCUAAAUUUUGGCAAAACAUUUCCUCAAAAACUGAAUCAUACAGAUAGUGGGGCGUACGAUAACAAAGACGGUAUACAAAAACUAUGGCAAAUUUUUCGAAAAAAAAAAAUUAUUCUGCGAUAAAUGAUAACCGAAACGGUAUUGGUGGCGAAAUUUGGCCAAAAAAUUUCCUCCAAAAAAAAAAAUCAUACAAAAAGUGAAGCGUACGAUAACCAAGACGAUAUAUGAAAACCGUAGCAAAAUCAAAGCGCAAAUUUUCCUCAAAAACUAAAUCAUAAAAAAGCGGGGCUAACGGUAACCGAGGCUGUAUACAAAAACGAUGGUAACAUUUUGGCAAAAACUUUUUCAAAAACCUAAUCUAGCAAGGAAUGAGGCAUACGAUAUCUAGACAAUAUAUAAAAACCGUGGGAAAAUUUUGUUGCAAAUUUUCCUCAAACACGUAAGUAACCAUUCAAAGGAAAUCUGCGCAGUACGAUGACCAAGAUGGUAUACGAAAAUUGUGGCAAUAUUUUCUUUAAAAAAUUUAUCAAUAUAUAUUUUGUCAAAAACGUUAACUGAGAUGGAAUGUGUCGUGGCUAAAUUUUGGCAAAACAUUUCUUCAAAAACUGAAUCAUAGAGAAGGUGGGUGCGUAUGUUAACCAAGACGGUAUACAAAAACUGUGGCAAAGUUUUGUAAAAACAAAAAUUCUGCAAUAAACGAUAACCGAGACGGUAUCGGUGGAAAAAUUUGGGCAAAAAUUUUCCUCAAAAACCAAAUCAUACAAAAAGUGAAGCGUACGAUAACCAAGACAGUAUACGAAAAUCAUACCAAUAUUUUGUCCAAAAAUCUGUCAAUAUAUUUUUUUGUCAAAAAAACAAUAACUUAGAUGGAAUGUGUCUUGGCUAAAUUUUGGCAAAACAUUUCCUCAAAAACUGAAUCAUACAGAAGGUGGGGCGUACGAUAACCAAGACGGUAUACAAAAACUUUGGCAAAUUUUUGCAAAAAAAAAAAAAUUCUGCGAUAACCGAGACUGUAUCGGUGGCAAAAUUUGGGCAAAAAUUUUCCUCAAAAACCAAAUCAUACAAAAAGUGAAGCGUACGAUAACCAAGACAGUAUACGAAAAUCAUGCCAAUAUUUUGUCCAAAAAUGUGUCAAUAUAUUUUUUGUCAAAAAAACGAUAACUUAGAUGUAAUGUGUCGUGGCUAAAUUUUGGCAAAACAUUUCCUCAAAAACUAAAUCAUACAGAAGGUACGAUAACCAAGAGGGUACACAAAAACUGUGGCAAACUUUUGUAAAAAAAAAUUAAAAAAAAAAAAAAAAAAUCUGCGAUAAACGACAGCCGAGACAGUCUCGGUGGCAAAAUUUGGGCGAAAAUUUUCCAGAAUGAUAAAAAAAAAGUGGGGCUCACAAUAACCAAAAACGGUGGAAACAUUUUGACAAAAACCUUCGUCAAAAACCUGAUCAUACAAAAAGUAAGGCGUACAAUAACCGAGGCAAUAUAUGAAAACUGUGGCUAGAUGUUCCCGCAUAUAUUCCUCAAAAACGAAAUCAUACCAAAAAACUGGGAGUACGAAAACCAACAUGGCAUACAAAAACCAUGGCAAUAUUUGGUGAAUAUUUUCCUCAAAAAUUAAAUCCUACAAAAAUGAUGUGGAUUGAUAUUUAUUGAUGAUAAUUCAAUUAGUUUGUUAUGCGUAAUGUUUAGCCGUAGGAUAUUCGAGCCAGUAUACAAAAACUGGCAGCAUUUUUACCAAAAUUUUCGUCAAAAACCGAACCAUAAAAAGAAAGUGUUGUACGAUAAAAACCUUGGCAAAAUAUUGACGUAAAUGUCCGUUAAAACCCGACUCAUUUAAAAGGUAGGGUGUACGAUGACUGAGAUACCGCUGUACCUGCGCAUUAUUUCAGUAAUUACACAGUAAAUCGGAAAUAACAGAUAAAAUAAACGUUAUUAUUCCUGUGAAGAAAAAUCAAAGUGAGUCAGUGAAACUAAAAAAUACAACACAUUCUAUUUAUAAGAGUUGAGUUAGAUAAAAAUGGAUGACUUAGCUGUAAGGAGAUAAUACAGAGUGUGUGAUUGCUUUAUAUCAGGAGAUAACAAACAGUAUUAAAAAUGUACUGUGAGUACAUGUAGGGCCUAAAACACAGAAACUUAGCCUUUAACUGACUUAAAAACUUUGUAUGUAGUACAGAAGAAUUUAAGAAAAAAGUAUAUAAUACAUUUGACAAGUCAUUGAGGGUAAGCAAUGAUUCCUAAUGACUGAAAUUUGAUAGCAUUUUCUACAAUGAAUAUUGCAAAUUGUAUUGUAAUGUACGAGAAAACUAUAAACAUAUGAAAUGUUUUCGUAAUGUAAAUAAUGUUUUUUCAAAUGAUGGCAAAUAUAUUGUUGUUUUUUUUAAUUACAGCAAUAGUUGACAUGGAUGCGAGUCUAAUGAUUAGCGAAAUAUUCCCACGCAAAAUGAGCUUAUUUUUUUUUUUAGUUUUUCGGAAAAUUCUCACAAAAUCGACUUUAAAAGAGGGUUGUGUAGGAGAAAGUCCAAGUUCACUGUACAUUGGGUACUUAUUGUGUUUUUCUGUAUUCGGUCUGUUUGUCACAAAAAAAAUUACCAUUUUAUGACAAACAUUUAAAAAAAAAAAAAAAAAAAAUCUCAGCAAUUUCAUACAUUUUUUUACAAAUAUUAUGAGGAUUUUUCGGGAUGUUCCUCCCAUCUUAUAAAAAAUGAAUACAUCCUGCAUAUUCAAUACUAGGCUCAAGUUGAUUGUACAAUGAGUCUUUCUUGCAUUGAUGACGUUCUGACUCUGCUCCAGCAAAAAAUAAAUAAGGUACUUUAAGUUCAGGUAUAAAAUGUACAAUCCUUCAUUUCAGUGUUUUUGCAAGUGCUAAGCUAACAUCUGUACAUUUAAGAACCAUGACGUCCUAAGCAAAAGUUUGGAAAAAAAAAAAAAAAAGCUUAAAGUGUUGCUUUGUGUUCAUACUAUGAAUUGUAAA